AUGAGUAUCUCCUAUACCAUCAGGAUGCUCACAAGGAGGUCACUUCCUUCCUAUGGGCUAAUUGCAAGAAGAUGGUCCUCGACUGUACCUGAAAGUGGACUAAAGCUCAAAGAACUUCAUCCAUCGCUACUAAAGAGAGUCGAAAAGUAUGUGGAAGAGCUACAUGGAUUAGAGCGUAUGCUAUCUGAUGGUGGCUCCUUUAAUGAUACAAAUCAAAAACUGUACGCUAAAGUUUCUUAUAUUAAAGAUAUUCGCGAUAGAUACCUCGAGCAACUGGAAAGUUUGAAAGAAUUGCAAGAAAUAAUUGACGAAGAUCCUAGUCUCAGGGAUGAUGCUCAGUCGGAAUACGAAAAACUGGUUCCAGAACUAACAGAAACUUCUAAUGAAUUACUAAGAAAACUGAUACCACCACAUGAAUUCGCUGAUAAAGCAUGUAUUUUAGAAUUAAGACCAGGUGUAGGUGGUAUCGAGGCUAUGAUCUUUGCACAAGAUCUGCUCAACAUGUAUGCGGGAUAUGCACAGAAUAAGAAGUGGAAAUUUCAUUUAAUAUCAAAAUCAGAGAAUCAGAGUGGAUCAGGUAUAGUAGAUGCCAUAUUGAGCAUAGAUGAGCCUGGUUCUUACAACAGGUUGAGACAUGAGGCUGGGGUUCAUCGAGUACAGAGGAUUCCAGCUACGGAGACCAAGGGCAGGACACAUACCUCGACCGCUGCCGUUGUCGUACUACCUCAGAUGGGUGAGGAAUCCGAGAAAGCAUCGGAUGCUUACGAGAGAAGUUUCAAGCCAGAUGAGAUACGUAUUGAUGUUAUGAGGGCAAGUGGGAAAGGUGGCCAGCAUGUUAACACUACAGACUCAGCCGUCAGAAUAACACACUUUCCGUCUGGCAUUGUCGUCUCCAUGCAGGACGAAAGAUCUCAACAUAAGAACAAAGCCAAAGCAUUCGCCAUUCUCAGGGCUAGAUUAGCAGAGAAAGAGCGUCAAGAGAAGGAAGAGAAGGAGCGGUCUGUUAGGAAGGAUCAAGUCACCACUACUGAUAGAUCUGACAAGAUUAGAACUUAUAAUUUCCCCCAAAACAGAAUCACUGAUCAUCGUUGUGGAUACAAUAUUCACGAUAUUGAGGGAAUCAUGUCUGGAGAAAGGCUCGACCAUCUCAUCGACGCCAUGGAGGAAUACGAUGCCGAUGCCAAGGCCAAGGAGCUCCUGGAAGAGGCAUAA
Torulaspora delbrueckii is the source of this 1212-nucleotide messenger RNA. It is a transcript of the gene MRF1, whose product is annotated as Mrf1p. Gene Ontology annotation, molecular function: translation release factor activity. The record is from RefSeq and is a predicted model, not a curated record. NCBI's taxonomy places the organism in Eukaryota, Fungi, Ascomycota, Saccharomycetes, Saccharomycetales, Saccharomycetaceae. Gene Ontology annotation, biological process: translational termination. The coding region runs from base 1 to 1212 and encodes 403 amino acids. The transcript has a single exon.